This is a messenger RNA of Lutra lutra (Eurasian river otter), 3065 nucleotides long. RefSeq names its product zinc finger protein 750 (gene ZNF750). The coding region runs from base 404 to 2551 and encodes 715 amino acids. The transcript is spliced from 3 exons. The record is from RefSeq and is a predicted model, not a curated record. Lineage: Eukaryota; Metazoa; Chordata; Mammalia; Carnivora; Mustelidae. Gene Ontology annotation, biological process: positive regulation of transcription by RNA polymerase II; epidermis development. Gene Ontology annotation, molecular function: promoter-specific chromatin binding; RNA polymerase II cis-regulatory region sequence-specific DNA binding; DNA-binding transcription activator activity, RNA polymerase II-specific. Gene Ontology annotation, cellular component: nucleus.
UGCUCCUAGGCGGCUCGGUGGGGCAAACACAUGAAUCGUAGCUGCGGGCAGGAGGGAUAUCAGGUGCAUCUCUACGCCCCGAGGGCUCAACUCCUACACUUAAACCCCUCCCACUGGAACUGCAGGCUCCAGUUUCAGCCGGCGAGCGAGCGUGAGAACAGGUCCUGCUCUCGGGCACCGUCAGCCACCAGCUCCCGACCCGACUGCUCCCAGCACGGCCUGUCUCCGCGCACGGCUCCAGCGAGCAAGACGUCCCUGGCCGGACGCUCAGCACGGGCCGCGGUCUACAGAGAAGCCGGGGAGAGCAAGCGAAGGAGAAGCGGCCCCGGCAGAUCUUAAUUAGACAGGAGCCAGCAGGGAUCGGACCGGCGAGAGCAGCAGUGCUCACACCGCGAGAAAGAACAUGAGUCUUCUCAAAGAGCGGAAACCAAAAAAGCCGCACUAUAUCCCCAGGCCUCCAGGAAAGCCCUUCAAGUACAAGUGUUUCCAGUGUCCUUUCACUUGCAACGAGAAGUCACACCUUUUCAACCACAUGAAGUACGGUCUCUGCAAGAACUCUAUCACUCUGGUGUCAGAGCAGGACCGCGUCCCUAAGUGCCCCAAAUCCAACUCCCUGGACCCCAAGCAAGCGAACCAGCCAGACGCGGCCGCAAAGCCCACCUCCGCCCAGCCUGUCGCGAGCGGGCUCCCACACUUCGAUGUCAAGCUCCAGCAAAGCCUUGCCAAGGACGACGUGAAGGAAAACCUGGACCUGCACGCACGUGGGCCCCAAAGGUGCCCAGGACAGAAGCCUGCUCUCCAUGAGGAAGCAGCUCCCCUGAGUCCAGCUCCAGAGGCCGGCAGGGGCACCCAGCCCGUUCUGGAAGGCAUCGCGCGGCCCUCGGCGUUUGUGCCGGUGGGAGAGCACAGACUGAAAGGGCCAGAACGCACGGGGGCUCCUGAGCUGCUGGCACUGCCCAACCCCACGGCCAAAGCCACCUCCUUCCACACCAAGUCUGCAUUCCAUGCUCCCGGCUACCCGUGGAAAGCCGGCUCACCUUUCCUCCCACCUGAGUUCGCACACAAAAUCCCUUCUACAAAGGGGUUUGGUGCCAUUUCUCCUUACAUGCAGCCCGCGAUCCCGGAGUACUCACCACACUUUUACACAGAGCACGGACUGGCCACCAUCUACUCACCCUACCUACUCGCCGGGAAUUCACCCGAAUGCGAGGCCCCCCUGCUCUCCGUCUACGGGGCCCAAGACCAGAGGCACCUGCUGCCUCCCCCGGGACCAGUCCCGAAGCACUUGAACCCCCCCUCGGCAUAUGACCAUUACAGGUUCUUUCAGCAGUAUCAUCCCAACCUGCCAAUUCCUUAUGGGUUUUACAGACCAGAGUCUGCUUUCUCCUCCUACGGUCUCAGACUCCCACCCGUCGCGGGUAUUUCCAGAGAUCAAAGCUCUCACCUACUGGAAGAAGCCGCCCUGCUCUACCCAGCCUUGAGUCCAUCCAAGUCAAGUCCUUCCAGCACCCACAAAAAACACACCGAGUUUGAGAAGGACAGCCCAACUCCUGAGGCUAAAGAUUCCUCCAAAGACGGGCAAAGGGACACAGAGGGAACCAAAAUGAGCCCUCGAGCAGGCAGCGCAGCCACAGGCUCCCCAGGAAGGCCGAGUCCCACCAACUUCACACAGACAAGUCAGCCGUGUGCAGAGCUGUGCAGCCUCUCAGACAAGCCAACCUCCAGCGCCCUGGGAAGGCUUCAUCAGCCUGAACACAGCCUCACAGCCUUCAAGCCCGUCAAGAAAAGCACAGAGUGCCCACAUUCCCAAGCUCUGGAAAACAGAGACGAGUCUGCAAAAAGCCUUGACGCCAUGAACGGAGAUGCCCCAGCUGAGACGGGAAGUGUCUCUCGUUGUCCGGAGGCCACACCUUCCAGCCCAGAGGACAGCUCCCGGACAGCUCCGCUGAACCUCUCCAAGAAACCCGAGGCUAGAGCGGCCACGCGCAGCCCGGUGUACAAGGAGUAUGCGGAGCUGCAGGACAUGCCCCUGAACCUCUCGGUGAAGGACCCCUGCAACGUCCUGACCCGGCGACCUUCCCUCCACAGCCCACCUCGACAGGCAGAACCUGCCACCGCAGCUGCUCACAACACAGAGAUGGGAAGUUCCGAAGAUGGGCCAGACCACACCCUGACAGACCAAACUGGCCUGGACGCUGCUGAGGGGCCAUCAACAGCCCCUGCUGUGAAGGCCCAGGACACGAGAGCAGUGGACAGCAGUGACGAGCAGAAGCAGACAGCGGCCGUGGCCCUCUGCCAACUGGCGGCCUACAGCCCGGGGAACGUCCGGAUGAGCGACGGGGAGCCCACAGCCCCGGAGUCCACCUGCCAACAAGACGCGCCCACUCUCAGCACCACGGAGAGCCAGGAGGCUCAGUGUGACCUCAGACCCAGAGGGCAAAAGCGGACAAGUCCGAGGGAGGCCGGGAAGUCGCAGCAAGGAACUAAGAAGACGAAGCAGAGCGACACAGCCAGAGUGUUCACUCUUCGGAAAAGAACACGGGUAUCUUAGGGCCCAGCUCUCGCAGGGAGCAGAUGUGACUUCCAAAGGAGGUCACGGCAGCAGCCAAUCUGGUACCUUUGCUCUAUCUGGUCAAUUCUGACAACACAGUUUCUUUUUUCUUCUAAGAAAGAAAGAAAGAAAGAAAACCAUGAACUUCAGUUCAGUUUCUGUAAAUAUUAAGCAUAAAUAUUCAAAAGUGUUUCUACUUUUGGUUGUAAAAAUAUUUAAAUGACUCAUACUCUUAAGACUGAGGAGUUAAACACUGCCUUUUGUUUUUGUAAAAUGUCAACUGAAUACACAGACUAAAAGACAGCUUUUAGGUGUAUGCCAUCUUAUAGGAAAGCUUUUAAAAAUACUUUUCUUAUACGUACCUUAGCACUAAAACAAACUGCUUUAACUGUUCUGCUAUCAAAUCUACUGUGUGUUUUCAAGUAAGUAACAAUUACUGAAAAAAAAAAAAAAAAAAAAAACACGCCAGGAGAAAACAUUUCCAGCACUGUCAUUAAAGUGCCCUGUGUAAAAA